Molecule: messenger RNA, 966 nt
Organism: Giardia duodenalis
Lineage: Eukaryota; Fornicata; Diplomonadida; Hexamitidae
Product: Kinase, NEK
Exons: 1
Coding region: 1-966 (321 amino acids)
Biological process (GO): protein phosphorylation
Molecular function (GO): protein kinase activity; ATP binding
Source: RefSeq, a predicted model, not a curated record
AUGAAUUGCAAGGCCAAGGAAAUCGUAACGGAUCCUGCGGCAGUUAAUGCGUUAAUAAGCAGAUUGGGCCAGGAGCUGGGUCAAGGCCUUUACGGGACUGUUCACUCUAUUGAUGGAGAGCAGGACAAAGUCGUCAAGGAAAUCAGCACUCUUGACCUUUCGGAACACUCCGUUGCGGCUCUUGAAAAGGGUAUUAUCACUCUUACGGAGUUGUCUCACCCCAACCUUAUCAGAUAUGAGGGUAUCUAUAAAUCUAAUAAUGCUAUUUAUAUGACAAUGGCACGCUAUGCUUGCUCUCUAGAAAGUACCGUUAGAGCAUAUAAGCGUACCAACAGAAGCUUUUCCACUGCUCAAGUCAUAGACGUGGCAAAGCAAAUAGGGAGCGCCUUAGAGUAUCUUCACAAUUCCGCGGACGCCCAUAACGAGGAUAAACGACAAGAGAUUGUUCACGGCGAUGUUAAGCUCGCCAACAUCUUGGUCAACAAGGAAGAAACAAAGUUUGUCCUGACUGACUUGGGCUUUGGAGAUCAGAACGCAACGACUGCGUUGAUGUACUGCAUUGCACCAGAGGUUCUGCUUGGGGACAAGCUAACUCCGGCUGCCGACAUGUGGAGCCUCGGGAUUGUGCUCUAUGAGCUCUCUUCAAAGCUGAAAACCCCUUUCCUUCUUGAAGCUAAGCAACCAAGGACCGUAUACGUCGCGGGCUGGACCCCGAAUCUUUCUGCUAUCAAGGACGUGACCAUUAGGAGUAUCCUGGAGCAUAUCUUGGUACUAAACCCUAAGGAACGCCUUACAGCAAGCAUGCUUAUGCAGGUCUUGAAGCCCCAGGAUGAAUUUUCUUCCAUAUCAAGCAUGCUCGAAAUCAGAACACUAAAGAAAAAAUUGGAAGAAAUGGAGGAAAAACUUAGGAGGUUGGAAGAAUAUUCUCAUGACCCUAACGUCUAUAAUGAGCCUUUUGAGUACUGA